ACAUAAUCGGUAAAGGUCAGUAGCACGUUUGAAGUCAACUAUUAAUAAUAUAUUUUGUCUUCUCGGCGAAUAAAUUAAAUUACAAUGGGAAAUAAUAAGUUGUUAACAGUGUGGCUGAUUUUCGCGAUUUCUUGCAGUGGUCAUGGGCAUUCCGCGGAGGAAGAAGAAGAAAGAGAUAGGCGAAUGCAUCCAAUCCCAAAGUUUAGUGAGCUCCAGAAUGAAAAGCUGAACGCGAUUGAAGAUACCAACUUCUGGAUAAGCGAUGCGCAAGAAAAGCUUAAGAAAAAGUUGGAUGUUCCCCGUGUGAAUGGGGUGGCGAAAAAUGUAAUUUUUUAUCUUGGAGAUGGGAUGUCUAUCAGCACGGUCACGGCGGCCAGGAUUUUUAAAGGUCAAGUCCUGGACCAUCUCCAAUUCGGAGAAGAAGCUGAGCUGUACAUGGAAAGCUUGCCGUUUACGGGCUUUUCCAAGACAUUUUGUGCAAAUUCGCAAGUUGCGGAUAGUGCCUGCAGCGCAACGGCUUAUCUUUGCGGGAUAAAAGCUAAUGAUGCAACGAUCGGGGUCACGUCCAAGGUGCUUCGAGGAUCUUGUGCAGGUCAGGCAGACCCCACAAAUCAAGUCUCCUCUGUCUUAUCUUGGGCUCAAGCAGCCGGAAAAUCCACCGGGAUAGUUACCACAACCCGAGUCACGCACGCCUCUCCGGCCGGAACGUACAGCCAUAUCGCCGACCGCGACUGGGAAAACGACGGAAAGGUCAAAGCCGACGGAGAAAAUCCCAAAAUUUGCGAAGACAUUGCAACUCAACUCAUCAAACGAGAACCCGGAAUCAAAAUUAACGUCAUUCUUGGCGGGGGACGGCAACAAUUUACUCCAAAGUCUGAAAAGGACGCUGAGUUUCCGACCUUAUCUGGAUAUCGGGAGGACGGAGUGAAUCUAAUUGAUGAGUGGAUCUCCAUGAAAAACUCAUCGAGAGGAAGAUACGUUUCCGGAAGGGAUCAAUUGUUGACCGUGGAUCCGGCCGAGACUGACUACCUGCUCGGCCUCUUUGACCCCUCACACGUUUCCUACUAUGACCAACAACUCGCCAACAAUGACCCCACUUUGGAGGAGAUGACGGAAGCCGCGAUCAAAAUUUUGGGCAAGAAUCCCAACGGAUUUUUCCUCUUUGUCGAAGGGGGACGAAUAGAUCAUGCGCAUCAUGACAAUUUUGCGCACAGGGCGUUAUGGGAGACGGUUGAGUUUGAUAAAGCGAUUAAAAAAGGGGACGAUCUGACGCAGGAUGACGAUACGUUGAUCGUCGUUACGUCGGAUCAUGCCCACGCCAUGGGUUUUGCUGGAUAUCCUCCGAGAGGAACUGAAAUUCUGGGAUUUCCUCCAUUAUUUCUGACCACCGAUUUACGCCCGUAUAACACCCUUUUUUAUGCAAAUGGUCCCGGACCAAGUAUGUACAAUGACCAAGGGAGGCGAAGGAAUAUUUUGAUGGACCACUUUUACAAUAGGACGUAUCAAGUCCCAUCACCUGUCCCGUUGGAGUCUGAGACUCAUGGGGGUGACGAUGUUCUUAUCUUUGCUAAAGGGCCGUACGCUCAUUUGUAUGUGGGAACACAUCAACAAAGCUAUAUUCCGCAUGUUAUCGGGUUCUCGGCUUGUUUAGGGGAUGGGGCUAAGUCCCCACUUUGUAAGGAUGUUCCAGAUAAUAACGGGGCGACUUUGGUAGUGUCGGGUUGUAUUGUUGGUGUCAUGUUGUUUUUCACUCGUUUAGCCGUUAAAUACUCAAUUUAGCCCAAAUUGUCUCAUUUUGAAUAUAGUUUUUUUGGCAUUUGUCAUCUAAAUACCUAACUGGUUUUCAGAGGUUGGCAAAAUACAUAUUUUGUGAAAAUA
Folsomia candida is the source of this 1878-nucleotide messenger RNA. RefSeq names its product alkaline phosphatase. Gene Ontology annotation, biological process: dephosphorylation. The transcript is spliced from 8 exons. NCBI's taxonomy places the organism in Eukaryota, Metazoa, Arthropoda, Collembola, Entomobryomorpha, Isotomidae. Gene Ontology annotation, molecular function: alkaline phosphatase activity. Bases 85 to 1779 code for a protein of 564 amino acids. The record is from RefSeq and is a predicted model, not a curated record.